Messenger RNA from Microcebus murinus (gray mouse lemur), 2911 nucleotides. NCBI's taxonomy places the organism in Eukaryota, Metazoa, Chordata, Mammalia, Primates, Cheirogaleidae. The record is from RefSeq and is a predicted model, not a curated record.
UUGGGAGAUGGAGAACAGGGAGCAAUAAGCUGUGAGUAGAGGAGGGCUUCUCUGAGCUGGUGAUGAUCAGGAUCCCCACAGAUGGAGAAAUGGGAAGGACUUGCGAUCUGGGUGAAGAGAAGAGCUUGAGCAAAGGCAGGGAGGUGUGACUGUGCCCUUCAUCCUGGACGCUCGUCCUUCUUUCAGGACUCACAAUUUACGAGAUCCUCCUUCAUGGUCCGUUAUCUCCUUACACAGUGUACGGUCUGAGGGUCUCCGUGGGCCCCUGCCCGGUCACUGUCCUUCUUUUGAAAUGCACAGAUGACUGUGGCACUUCCUAAGGGCCCCACCCCUACCCCACCUCCACAGCUUUCAAGCUGUCAGUUUUUCGUCGUCAUUUAUCCACUUGACAAACUCUUAACAAGUGUCUGCAAGUCUGAGCACUGGGUCUCGGCACUUCCAGGCCUAUGGUGCAGUGGGAGAGGCAGGGCAGGAGCGUCACCCGGGAACACUGUGAACCCUGCCAGGCUAGAGGCACCCGGCCUGGGCAUGGCAGCGCCCGGCCCGCCUGGCUUCCCGGAGGAAGUAGCCUUUAGUGCCCCCUGAGAACCGGCCUUGGCCUCUGCGUUCUGGCUCCCUAAGGACGGGCUCUCAGGACCCAGAACCACCCGGGUCCCUUCCCUUGAGUGAUCAGCAUUUUCCCCGGUCGGUCGGAGCAGCCAACACGCUGAUGUCACCGCUUCCCUCAAACCCCAGCACGAGUCCCCACAGGGCUGCGUGCCCCUCACGCUACCCUGCCUUCCCGCCAGGCCCUCCUUCCCGUUCCCCGGAAGUGCGCUUGCGGGAGCGGAAGUGCAUGCUGACCAUGGUGGGCGGCCUUCUGGAGAACGCCAACCUCCUCAUCUACCAGCGCUCUGGGGAUGAGGGCGAGGCGAGGGAUGUGACUGCGGGCGAGGAGGACGAGCAGGUUCCCGACAGCAUCGACGCACGGAAAAGGAAAACAAACUACUGUGUGUUGGAAGGAAAAAGGCAAGCCUGCCCUGGAUAACAGAAGAAACUUUCUCCAUUUGAAUUUCUGACCCUUGUUUCCGUUUGUUCAGGCUGUGCAGAGGAGGAAUGAUUGUGAAUAGCCUCUCUCUGUGCUACCGCAACAAGCUCAUCCUAGCCCCGAUGGUUCGGGUAGGGACUCUUCCAAUGCGGCUGCUUGCCCUGGAUUAUGGAGCAGACAUUGUUUACUGUGAGGAGCUGAUCGACCUGAAGAUGCUUCAGUGCAAGAGAGUUGUCAAUGAAGCUCUCAGCACUGUAGACUUUGUUGCCCCUGAUGACCGAGUGGUCUUCCGCACCUGCGAAAGAGAACAGAACAGGGUGGUCUUCCAGAUGGGAACAUCAGAUGCAGAGCGAGCCCUUGCCGUGGCCAGGCUUGUAGAAAAUGAUGUAGCUGGUAUUGAUGUCAACAUGGGUUGCCCAAAAGAAUAUUCCACCAAGGGAGGAAUGGGUGCUGCUCUGCUGUCAGACCCUGACAGGAUUGAGAAGAUCCUCAGCACUCUUGUUAAAGGGACACGCAGACCUGUGACCUGCAAGAUUCGCAUCCUGCCAUCGCUAGAAGAUACCCUGAAUCUUGUGAAGCGGAUAGAGAGGACUGGCAUUGCUGCCAUUGCAGUUCAUGGGAGGAAGCGGGAGGAGCGGCCUCAGCACCCUGUCAGCUGUGACGUCAUCAGAGCCAUUGCUGAUGCCCUCUCCAUUCCUGUCAUAGCCAAUGGAGGAUCUCACGACCAUAUCCAACAGUAUUUGGACAUAGAGGACUUCCGACAAGCCACAGCAGCCUCUUCAGUGAUGGUGGCCCGAGCAGCCAUGUGGAACCCAUCUAUCUUCCUCAAGGAGGGUCUUCGGCCUCUGGAGGAGGUCAUGCAGAAGUACAUCAGAUAUGCAGUGCAGUAUGACAACCACUACACCAACACCAAGUACUGCUUGUGCCAGAUGCUACGAGAACAGCUGGAAUCGCCCCAGGGAAGGUUGCUCCAUGCUGCCCAGUCUUCCCAGGAAAUUUGUGAGGCCUUUGGUCUUGGUGCUUUCUAUGAGGAGACCACACAGCAGCUGGAUGCCCGGCGGGCUAGGCUCUUAGCCAGGACUCCAGAAGAGGCAGAGGAACCAGCUGAAGAUGCCUCUGGUGUCAUUAAGAUGGCUGUCAGGUUUGACCGGAGAGCAUACCCACCCCAGAUCACCCCCAAGAUGUGCCUGCUGGAGUGGUGCCGGAGGGAGAAGUUGGCACAGCCUGUGUAUGAAACGGUUCAACGCCCUCUAGAUCGCCUGUUCUGCUCUGUCGUCACUGUUGCUGAGCAAAAGUACCAGUCCACCUUGUGGGACAAGUCCAAGAAACUGGCGGAACAGGCUGCGGCCAUCGUCUGUCUGCGGAGCCAGGGCCUCCCUGAGGGUCGGCUGGGUGAGGAGAGCCCCUCCUUGCACAAGCGCAAGAGGGAGGCCCCUGACCAAGACCCUGGGAGCCCCAGAGCUCAGGAGCCAGCACUGUGUGGGGAACUGUGCAAGAAGCCCUUUGUGGACUUGGCAAAUGGUGAAGAGACCCCCCUGGAAGGCCGGUGACUACUGUUCCUGCCCUGGUCUCCUGCUCCAUGGGCCUGGCCCUAAGGUGGCUGUAGGUACCAGAGCAUGAACUGGAUGCCACUGGAAAAUUUGCUGUCCCUUCCUGGCAGCAGCUAGAGAUCCUGCCCUGGACCACCAGCCUGGAGCAUGGACCAGGGGGUUCCUGGGAAGGGGGGGAUCCCAUCUCCUGUGGGUCUGAACGGCAGGGCCAUAUUCCCUUUGAAAACAGGAGCUUUUCAGGUGAUACUUUCCCCACCUGACAUUGGUACAGUGCAAUAAAGACACUCCCCACCCUCAUCCACGGCUGGUUGCUUCAGCCUUGGGCAUCUUUACA